Messenger RNA from Aspergillus mulundensis, 1458 nucleotides. RefSeq lists its product as uncharacterized. The record is from RefSeq and is a predicted model, not a curated record. The transcript has a single exon. Lineage: Eukaryota; Fungi; Ascomycota; Eurotiomycetes; Eurotiales; Aspergillaceae. Bases 1 to 1458 code for a protein of 485 amino acids.
AUGGCUGGCGAGGAAGAUCCCAGAAACAAGCAGUCCCCUUCCUCGCCUGAGAGCUCCCGCCAAUGGCACGACGACGAGAACCCAUUCGUCGCGUUUCGUCGCUUCGCUGAUGAACAAAUCUCCUCCAUGAUGCAGUCCGUAAUGGGGCUCCCAUCAUCUGCUACGUCUCCACAAUCCGGUCAUUGGGCUAUCUUCUCCGACGACCAAGCUUAUCGAGACCAAGUGCGCCAGCGCCAGCGCCAAGACCAGGAGUGCAACGGUGAUGGAAACAAGACCGAUGAAGGGGUUCCAUCCGGUUCUAGAAUCACUGAAUCUUCAGCGCAAAACGAUAAAUACUACCCAGCGCGUUCUUCCAGGCCGCGAUGGUAUGAUCUGGAUAACCGGUUCGAUGUCGACAUGUUCUUCAACUCAUUCUUCGAUCGGUUAUGGCUCGACGACCAUACCACGGCCCGCCUAUUUGGAAUGUACCAUCACCCACUCUUUUCGAGCAUGACGAGUGCCGAAUCUCCCAUGUGGCCUCUUAACUAUCUUAUGUUCAGUCCUUACUCGCCCCUGCAUUUGGAGCGCCAGGCGCGUUAUAGGGCUCGUCGAGAGCAGGGGGUCUUUUCGUCCCUCAUGUCAUCUAUGAGCUUAUCGUCCGAAGCCGAACCUGACAAUGAUGAGCCGAGGUGGCGUGAAGCCUUCGAGGAUCUCUUGCGACUUGAGAAUGGAGAGCCCAUGCUGGAUCGUGACACUGCAGCAGUUGCUAGAUCGGAGCCCCGUAAAGAUUGGCUAGGCGGACUGAUUAAACGCGGUAGUCUGGGCAAGCAAUGGAAGUUUUCUUCGCCCUCGGAGACUCAGCCGUGGUCAAGCAUUAUAUUUGAUCCAUCAGAACGUGACAGCGACGAAGUCCCUUCUGUUCCGGCACCAGAGAAGACCAUUCCGGCCGCUGAAGAAUCGACUACCAAACCUGCGACGGAACUGGAUAUAUACGACCGCUUCCUUGCGGACAUCGACGCUCGCGAACGCGAAUUCUUUGGCGCGCACCACAGCCCGCUUCUACAUUUCCUUUUAGCAGACCGACGGAGAGGCCCAAACAGUCCUCCAUCCGACUACAACGACGACACCGAGGGUUGGCUAGAGCUUGUAUCUGGCGGGAACAAACAUUCUGUCCCUGAGUCGAAGUCUGAGUCCGUGUCCACUGAAGCGCCUGUUGAAUCGUCGACAGUACCAACCAGUACAGAAAUCACGGCGGAAAAACCGUCUGCGGAGAACUAUGUCGUCUCGAACUCAGUCAGCACGGAGCGUGUCCGUCUUCCCGAUGGCUCGAUCCAGACGAAGACCGUAAGGACGAAGAGGUACGCUGAUGGCCGCGAGGAGACAAGUACAUCCACAGAGGUGGUAAACCCGCCUCAGCGAGACCAGAACUCUGGUCAGCAGCCUGAUGAGACAAAAGGCGGAUGGUUUUGGAGAGACUAA